Messenger RNA from Pezoporus flaviventris, 4833 nucleotides. RefSeq names its product egl-9 family hypoxia inducible factor 3 (gene EGLN3). Bases 346 to 1071 code for a protein of 241 amino acids. The record is from RefSeq and is a predicted model, not a curated record. Gene Ontology annotation, cellular component: cytoplasm; nucleus. NCBI's taxonomy places the organism in Eukaryota, Metazoa, Chordata, Aves, Psittaciformes, Psittacidae. Gene Ontology annotation, molecular function: ferrous iron binding; L-ascorbic acid binding; peptidyl-proline 4-dioxygenase activity. The transcript is spliced from 5 exons. Gene Ontology annotation, biological process: peptidyl-proline hydroxylation to 4-hydroxy-L-proline; cellular response to hypoxia.
GCCGCGCGGGCGGGCUCCACCCACGUGCGGCGGAGCGAGCACACAUCCCGCACGUAGCUGGCGUAUUAAUCAGCGCGGGGCCAUCUGCCGACCCGGCUGUGUCGUGGGCGGGGGUCGUCGGCUCAGCUUCCCGCACCUUGUUCGAGCUCCUGCAGCACCGCCGGGACGGGCGCAGCUCAGCCCGCCGCGGCGGAGAAACUUUCCUCUCGCCUUACUUCGCCUGGCCCCGCACCGCGGCGGAGCUCCCGUCUGGCUCGGGCUGGAGUCCGCGGCGGCCCGGAGGGCAUCGCCUCCCGACGCGGGCGCCGUCAGGGCAGCGGCGCGCCCGUCCGUCCCCGCCGCGCCAUGCCGCUGGGGCACAUCAUGAGGCUCGACCUGGAGAGAAUCGCCCUGGAGUAUGUCGUGCCCUGCUUGCACGACAUCGGCUUCUGCUACCUGGACAACUUCCUGGGGGAGGUGGUCGGGGACUGUGUGCUGGAGCGGGUGAAGCGGAUGCAUCGCGACGGGGAGCUCGCUGACGGGCAGCUGGCCGGCCCCAGCCGCGGCGUGGCCAAGCGGCACCUCCGCGGCGACCAGAUCAAGUGGAUCGGCGGCACGGAGGAGGGUUGCGAGGCCAUCAACUUCCUCCUCACGCUGAUAGACCGGCUGGUGAUGUACUGCGGGAGCCGGCUCGGCAAGUACUACGUGAAGGAGCGAUCCAAGGCUAUGGUUGCUUGCUAUCCUGGAAAUGGAACUGGGUAUGUUCGUCAUGUGGACAAUCCAAAUGGCGAUGGUCGCUGCAUCACCUGUAUUUAUUACCUGAAUAAGAACUGGGACUCCAAGCUUCAUGGUGGAAUUCUCCGGAUAUUCCCAGAAGGAAAGUCCUAUGUAGCAGAUGUUGAGCCGAUUUUUGACAGAUUACUUUUUUUUUGGUCAGAUCGAAGGAACCCACAUGAAGUUCAGCCUUCUUAUGCAACCAGAUAUGCCAUGACUGUGUGGUAUUUUGAUGCCGAAGAAAGAGCAGAAGCCAAAAAGAAGUUCAGGAACUUAACCGAUGCAAGGAAGAGAGAAGCACCUCUUAAUGAAGACUAAUAACUGUUCCUGAGCUCUUUGUGAGGAAAUAAGAUCCCAAAGAUGACUUCCAUUUCCAGCGAACAAGGGCAAAUUCUUGUUAUGCACGAGAACACACUGGUUGUGUCUAGCAUGUGCAUCUUACACUGAUGGUACUUACGGCAGCCUUCUGUCAUGUGUGUAUCUGGCAGAAGGAGCACUUGUUUUCUAUUUGCCUUUUGCUGGAAAAAGUAACCAGGGUUAAAGAGUAAGAAAAAAGAGUAUCAAUAAGUAGUGGCUCAGCCAACUGGCUUUUGAUCGCUCUUGUAGCCAAGGUAACAAUCUUUGGAACUAGUGAUAAAAUACUGAGUCUUAUUUGCACUUUAUGUUGGGGGGGAAUCUAGCUCAAUGGAAAGGAGCUUUACAAGUUUAAAAUCUGUGGCAGACUGCUAAUGGGCAAGGAAAGAUAGUGGAAAUCUGAAAUUAAAUUGGAUCUUUGUAGAGUGUCAUCUUAUGGUCUGUUCCCUGUGGGCCUGUUCAUGUACUGCUCAUCACUUUGCUGUGCAGAGCAUUGGCUCAGCUUUUUGAUAGCAUGACUUUCCAAACAAAUUUUUGUCUGCACAGUCAUUGCAUUUCCUGGAAUUUGUUUGCUUUUCAAGAGUCAAGUUCUAGCUGUGCAGUUGCACUGUCCUUUCUGUCCCAGGAUGGAGGGGGACUUAGUUAUGCAUCUGUCCACAACUUUGUAAAACCAUUUCCUUCCUGUUCUGAGUGGGAUGGGUUGUAUUUUCAUGGUUUGGUAAAGGAGCUGUUUUCUCCCAAAAGUUUGGUGAACUUGGAAGACUGAUGGCACACAACGUGUUAGCACUAAAGGCCAAUGAUAAAUAGAGUUAAGUGUUAUUUUCAUGACUUCUCCAUCUACUAUGUUUUGUACGACACAGGCAUGAACCUGAAAGGAAAAGUAUGUCUGGCUGUCUGACAAGUGUAUGAUAAAUAAUGGGUAACUUAGACUUUAUUUCUGUGCUGCUUAUCCUUAGUUAACACACUUGUUUAACUUCGCAUGUGUAUGUAAUUUACAUGAAACAGCAAUUCAGAUCUGUCACACCAGAUAACUACUUCUGCUGUGCCCAAGCUGUGAGAUCAGUUAUUCAAAUGGCAAAGCACAGGUUUUGUUUUUUUUUUUGUCUCAUUUUUUUUUAACUUACUAGACUCAAAGAGUAACUGGUGAGCUAUCUUCAGUCUGCCUAAGCUUCUGUGACCAGCACUUACUAUGCAGUUCAGAAUAGCUGUUAAUGAAGCUGGGAGCUGGCAGUGGAUGUAUUUAUGACUCACAUAAUUGUUCUCAACCUAAUGCACAAGACAAAAAUGAAUGCGAGUUGAGUGUGUGUCAGACCCUACUAAAUGUUCCAGACAGACGCCCUCUUCAGUGCCCUGUGUUGCUGUGCCACCAGCCUGCAGUGGGAAAAGUGGUCUGUCUGAACCGCCAGCCCCUGCACCACUUCACCAUACAAAGCCAGGCUGUUGUGGUAGUGAUGGGUCUGCAGGCUAGCUCUGUUGCACUUGAGCUGGGGAAUGAAAAGGUAGUGUGCAAUGGCAGCUAUUAAACAUCAGUAACAGAAGGGUAAUGGCUGCUUAGGACAGAAAAAAGACCCCAAAACUUUCAUGACAUAACAAAUAUUAAUAGAAGUGGAGGUUUUUUUAGCAGUUCUCUCUCAGAGAGAGAGAGAGAAAAAAAAAAAAAAAAAAGAGCUGGGCAUCCUUCAGCCUGUCCUUGAAUUUUGAAUGUAAGUACAGUAGUGCUAAGAAACCCCUCAUUCUCUCUGGCUUCUCCCAGAGAUCCAGCUAUGGUCUUAUGGGCUGGACUUCUACCUGACCAUUAUGCACCUUAAGAGAGCAAUAUGAGGGAACAUGUGACAUAUAUUCUUACAAUUCAAGACUAGAAAAAGGUGAAUAAUCUGAUAAAUGUCCUUUAACGUUAGGAAAAAUAUUAUUCUACUACAGUUGCUUCUAAGUAACACAACAUAGACUUGAACAAAACUUGACAAUAACUUGAAAUUCUCAUUCUGCAAUGUUCAUGUGGGAGGAGAAAGAGUUGAGGCUCUUCCCUGAGAGUGAGGUAACCCUCUGAAAGAUGGGAGGUGUUGAAAUGGGGGGCUCACAGGAUUAUUAUUUAAAAAAUGGGGUGCGUGGGGAAAGCUGACCUUUUCUAUUGCUAUGCAAAGUUGAAAAUGGCAUGUAAAUUUAACUCUUCUACACGAUUUUAAAAGGGGCAAAGACAGCUAAACCAGAGCAGAGCAAGGCUUGCUUUGCUGUUAGAAACUGUAACCUUAAAAACAUGCACUAGAAAGAGAUGCUGGUACACAUCUCCCUGGAGCCUAGAACAGCAGAAGAGCAAAGCGGUGGGUUUGAAAGGUUGAAAAAGAAAGGUACUUCAGUUACCACUGGUGCUACCACCUGGCUUCAGCAGUGGUCAGCAACAUGUGUGUGGUGGGUAAAGCAUGGAGCAGUAUAGAUUCAUUUAUUGUAAAUAAAGUACACAUUUUCAUUUUUAGCCAAUAUAUGUCUGAUCUAGGUAGAGCAGAAAGCAAUUAUUCUGUGGCAGAGAGCAGCCUUUCUUUAUUAACACAUAUAAUUAAGUAAAAAAAGUUGAGGGCACAGGAGUUUGCAAACAGUUCUCAGUUCUCUAUUCUAGCCCUUUACCCUGUUUCCAGAUCAGUGGGAUGAUCUCCUUGAAGAUGCUGUAGUUUAAUGGGGGUGAAGGGGUGUUGGUCAUGUAGGAAUCCACAAGCUUGAUGUUUUCUACACAGGUUUCUCUUGUCUGUCUCUGGAAUUGUUGCAAGCUGUUCUGCAAGAAUGAUUUUUUUCUGAAGAACUCUGGGAGAAGCAGGUUGCUGCUGUAGGGAGGGCAUUUCAAGGAGACUUUCCCUUCCUUGUGUUUUGUCUUUGUGGCAAACUGUUUGAAACAUCUGGCUAAACAGCACUUGUCACCAAGUUGUGAAGAAGAGUGGUUUCUCUAAGGCAUUUUAGACCUCUGAAAGUUUUGCUGUUUGUUUUUUUUUCCCUCAACCUUUAGAUAAUGUGCCUUCAUCAUUCAUAUCUAUGAAGAUGUUACUUGCCACACGUGUGUGUCAUUUAAGAUUUUCAUGGCUCUAUGAGAAAUAUGGUUGCCUUUCCAAGUGUAAUUGCAUUGGAAAAAUAUGCAGAGCCACCAGGCCACAGUUUCUUACAGGUGGAUUUUGUUGUGCAGGGAAUAAAAGGCCAGGAGACAGUGCUGAAAAUCUAGAGACUAUUUUUAUUCUUAAACUUAUAACCACUGGCCUUUUGAGCAAAGUAGCCUCUAAUAAAUCUUCCUUUCUCUAGAUUACUUCUGCUUCUAUGAGGAAUGGUCUCUGCAAAGUAGUAUCUAAAAUGACCCACUCUUUUUUUUUCCUUCUCUUUUUAAAAGUUUUAAUCCUUUCCUAUUUUUUAAAAUGUUGGAAUGUAUUAUAUAUAUUUGUUGUUGUUGCAAAAUAGCUGGCUCUAACACCACUUGCAUAUAGAAGAAAAUGUAUCUAUUUGCAGGCAAAUAACUAGUUUUACUUUGACUGUGAUGUACUCCCAGCAGAUAUCUGAGAGUGAGUUAUGACUACAUCUUCUCUUGUCAGGUUGUAUGCUGGUCAACAAUGCUGGCACUUUGCAUCAGAUCGAUAUAGAACCCCCAGUAAUAUUUUACAAUGCAUCACAUUUUGUGUUCCUGUUACUAUUAAAAUCAAACACAAAAACAAAACUGUGGCAGCAGUCAAUAAACACUGGGUCGUGUUAAAUGUC